Messenger RNA from Daphnia magna, 2585 nucleotides. It is a transcript of the gene Cul3, whose product is annotated as cullin-3-A. Gene Ontology annotation, molecular function: ubiquitin protein ligase binding. The record is from RefSeq and is a predicted model, not a curated record. NCBI's taxonomy places the organism in Eukaryota, Metazoa, Arthropoda, Branchiopoda, Diplostraca, Daphniidae. Gene Ontology annotation, biological process: ubiquitin-dependent protein catabolic process; protein ubiquitination. Bases 151 to 2466 code for a protein of 771 amino acids. Gene Ontology annotation, cellular component: Cul3-RING ubiquitin ligase complex. The transcript is spliced from 14 exons.
UUUGCCUUUAGUGUUGCCCUGUUUUUUGCUUUUUCAAGGGGGGCCAUAUAGUUUGAUGGAAACAUUUUAGAGGUUUCGAAACUGUAACAUUAUUUGAGCUGUUAAUUGUAAUUUUUCGCUUUGUUAGUAAAAAUUCGAGUGGGUUUCACGAUGAUGAAAGGUGGUCUUGGCGGCGGUUCAAAGAAAGAAGGCAAAAUGCGAAUCCGUGCAUUCCCUAUGACAAUGGACGAGAGGUAUGUGGAAAACAUCUGGAGUUUAUUGAAGAGUGCCAUUCAAGAAAUCCAGAAGAAGAAUAACUCUGGUCUCAGUUUUGAAGAACUUUACCGAAAUGCUUAUACCAUGGUUCUCCAUAAACAUGGAGAAAGACUGUACAAUGGCCUUAGAGAAGUUGUCACUCAUCAUUUAGAAUCUAAAGUACGUCAAGAUGUUCUUGCUUCCUUGAACAACAAUUUUCUUCAGACUUUAAAUCAAGCAUGGAAUGAUCAUCAAACAUCAAUGGUUAUGAUACGUGACAUCCUUAUGUACAUGGACAGAGUAUAUGUUCAGCAAAACAAUGUUGAUAAUGUCUACAAUCUUGGGUUGAUAAUUUUUCGUGAUCAAGUAGUUCGUUAUGGAGGAAUCCGGGACCACCUACGACACAUUCUUUUAGAGAUGGUUGUCAGAGAGCGUAAAGGAGAAGUUGCAGAUAAGCUGUCCGUCAGAGCAGCUUGUCAGAUGCUCAUGGUGCUCGGAAUCGACAGUCGUGCUGUCUAUGAAGAAGAUUUUGAAAGGCCGUUUCUUUCUCAGUCUGCAGAAUUCUACAGGUCCGAGAGUCAGCGGUUUCUAGGAGAAAAUUCAGCUUCUGUCUAUAUUAAAAAAGUUGAGGCUCGUAUUAAUGAAGAAUCGGAAAGAGCUAAACAUUACUUGGACGAGUCGACUGAGCAGCGCAUCGUUGCAGUUGUGGAAGAAGAACUCAUACAGAAACACAUGAAAACCAUCGUAGAAAUGGAAAAUUCUGGUGUGGUCCACAUGUUGAAAUGCCAAAAAACGGAUGAUCUGCACUGCAUGUAUAAGUUGUUAGGUCGCGUAUCCGAUGGUUUACGAACCAUGGCAAGCUGCGUCAGCGCGCAUUUACGAGAGGAAGGUAAAGCCUUGGUCAACGUUGACGAAUCGGGUGCAAACGCUUUGAACUUUGUACAGAGCCUGCUGGACCUUAAAGAUCGUUAUGAUACCUUCCUGGUCAAAUCAUUUGUGAAUGAUCCCAUUUUUAAGAAAAUGAUCUCCUCAGACUUCGAAUACUUUCUUAAUUUGAAUUUGAAAUCUCCUGAAUAUUUAUCACUCUUCAUCGAUGAUAAACUCAAAAAGGGCGUUAAAGGAAUGACAGAGCAGGACAUAGAAUUGGUGCUGGACAAAACCAUGGUUUUGUUCCGUUUUCUUCAGGAGAAAGAUAUUUUUGAACGUUACUACAAACAGCAUCUGGCUAAACGACUCCUCCUAAAUAAAUCUGUUAGUGAUGAUAGCGAGAAGAACAUGAUAUCCAAAUUAAAGACUGAAUGCGGGUGUCAAUUUACCUCGAAAUUAGAGGGUAUGUUCAAAGACAUGUCUAUCUCCAACAUGCUCAUGGAAGACUUCAAAAAUCACAUUCAAACAUCAGGAACAUCUCUGUGCGGAGUGGAUUUGAGCGUACGUGUACUUACCACUGGGUUUUGGCCAACACAAUCUCCCGCAACUUGUACGCUGCCUUUGGCACCACGAAACGCUUUCGAAGUCUUUCGCCGCUUUUAUUUAGCUAAGCACAGUGGCCGACAGUUGACGUUGCAACCUGGACUCGGAUCCGCCGAUCUAAGUGCUGUCUUUUACGGACCUAGACGAGAGGAGUCUGAAUUGAAGGAGAAAUCAGAUGGUCCCAGCUCGUCAACUUCCUCGACCUCAGCUAAUGGACCACGAAAGCACAUAAUUUCAGUCUCAACCUAUCAGAUGUGUAUUCUUAUGCUGUUUAACACAAGGGAUAGGUUGACUUACGAUGAUAUAAUGAAUGAAACUGAUAUACCGAAGAAAGAUCUGGAUCGAGCACUGCAGUCGUUAGCAAUGGGCAAACCAACUCAGCGUGUUCUUGUUAAAAGCCCCAAGGGUAAAGACAUUCUUCCUAGUUCGAUCUUUGCCGUCAACGACAGUUUCACGUCAAAACUCCACAGGGUGAAAAUACAGACAGUUGCAGCUAAGGGUGAAUCCGAACCCGAAAGGAAAGAGACGCGCUCGAAGGUCGAUGAGGACAGAAAACACGAAAUUGAGGCAGCGAUUGUACGCAUUAUGAAAGCACGGAAAACUAUGCAGCACAACGUGUUAGUAAGUGAAGUUACUGAACAAUUGAAAAGCCGAUUCCUGCCUUCGCCAGUGAUAAUCAAAAAACGAAUUGAAGGUUUAAUUGAGCGUGAAUACUUGGCACGUACACCAGAAGACAGGAAAGUUUAUACAUAUGUGGCCUAGUUCAACUUAGUUUGCUUCCUUACAAUUAAACUGGUUUUCCCAAUUGCCUAACUGAAGUUAUGGUUAUUGGUAUGUUGCACGAUGAUUUCUGUAAAUAAAGUUUUUCGCUAUUGGAAAAA